GCACAGGUUGUCCGGAGAACACAUCAAUUGCAAUCUCGUCCCAGUCCAGAGCUACCAAAUUGUCCAUUAAUUUAACAACAAUGAAGGUUGAAAUCCAGUCCACCAACCUGGUAAAACCAUCAAUCCCAACUCCACUUCACCUCAAAAACUACAAGCUCUCCUUCAUCGACCAGUUAGCUUCUCCAAUCCAUUUCGGCAUCCUCUUCUUCUUCCUUUCCGAUGGCCAACAAGACACUGAUCAUAAUCCAAGACUGUGCGAUCAGUUGGAGAAUUCACUCUCCAAAACCUUAACCCGGUUUUACCCGCUGGCGGGUCGAUAUUCCAAACCCGAUUUCUCAGUCGAUUGCGGUGACCAAGGGGUUGAAGUGUCCCGAGCACGGGUCAACGGACACCUCUCGGAGAUUGUCCAUGGACGACCUGAAACCCGAUUGCUAGAUACUUUCGUACCCAGCAUAAUUGAUCUGGUUCGGCCAGUACUGCGUCCAGUACUAGCUAUCCAGAUCAAUAUGUUCCAAUGCGGUGGAAUUGCGUUGGGUAUUAGGAUUUUGCACUCUAUGGGUGAUGGAGUCUCUCUUCUCACAUUCCUACAAGAAUGGGCUGAUACAACCCGUAAACCGCUCAAUCAACCAAUUUAUUACCCGAGUUUCGAGUUGGCUUCUCUCUUCCCAGGAAGAGUGCUAGUAGGGCUCAAACCUGAGCAAUCUAGCAACACUGUGGCGAACAAGAAGCUCGUCACAAAGAGCUUCUUAUUCGACGGUGUUACAAUCUAUGCCCUGAAAGCAGAAGCAACUCACCCACAUCUCGGGCGCCAACCCUCGAAGGUUCAGGUUUUGACAGCAUAUAUAUGGAGGACUCUUAUUCGCAUCGCUCGAGCGAAACACGGACACCCGAGGCCUUCUCUGCUCUCCUUCGCCAUGGGCUUGCGGGGGAGAAUUCGCUUUCUUAUACCCGAAAAAUCUUACGGGACCCUUGUCGGGCACACGACUGCUCUGUUUAUGGCAGAGGAGAGCGAGAUUGAGUUGGGGAAACUGGUGAGUUUGCUAAGGAAUUCAAUAAGGAAAACAGGGGAGGUCUUUGCGAAAGCUCGGGAUGGCGAUGAGAUUUAUGCUAUGUUGAUCGACUAUUACAAUGAGAUUGGUGGAGAUAGGCCCAGAGAGGUUGAUCUCUGUCGUUUCACUAGCUGGUGUGGGUUUGAUUGCUAUGACAUUGAUUUUGGUUGGGGAAAGCCCAGUUGGGUUGCUACUGUGUCUAAGUUUGUGGAACUGGUUUUCUUGUUGGAUAACAAAUGUGGAGAUGGAAUUGAAGCGUGGGUGACAUUGAAUGAAGAAGACAUGAUUGAAUUCGAACGCCAUUAUCAAGAUCUGUGCAAGCACUCACCAGUCAAAAUCUGCAGUAAAUUAUAGAGUAAUUGUGUUUGUCAAUGAUCAUCACUGGUUUAUUCCAGUUUUAUUUUAGAAAUCUUGAUUGUUGAUGAUAUUAUCUGAUUUUUAUGCACCUCAAUCUAUGCUUUUCUUUUCUUUUUCUUUUCUUUUUCUUUCUAUGGCAAAUAAAUUUUAAGAAUUGAAAGAUAGGAAGAGAAUACAGAGAGGCAGAAAGCUUGUUAUACAUACCUUUUUUAAAUUUUUUA
Molecule: messenger RNA, 1627 nt
Organism: Camellia sinensis
Lineage: Eukaryota; Viridiplantae; Streptophyta; Magnoliopsida; Ericales; Theaceae
Source: RefSeq, a predicted model, not a curated record